This is a messenger RNA of Betta splendens (Siamese fighting fish), 6532 nucleotides long. RefSeq names its product sema domain, transmembrane domain (TM), and cytoplasmic domain, (semaphorin) 6D, like (gene sema6d). The record is from RefSeq and is a predicted model, not a curated record. Gene Ontology annotation, molecular function: chemorepellent activity; semaphorin receptor binding. Gene Ontology annotation, biological process: axon guidance; semaphorin-plexin signaling pathway; negative chemotaxis. The coding region runs from base 371 to 3685 and encodes 1104 amino acids. The transcript is spliced from 20 exons. NCBI's taxonomy places the organism in Eukaryota, Metazoa, Chordata, Actinopteri, Anabantiformes, Osphronemidae.
GUCGCGAACGGUGCGGAGAUGGCGUCUUUAAUGUUUAUCUUUUUCCUCUCUGGUUGGCAAAGUUGCUGUAUGAGGGAGGGGACUGAGUGGUAGUGUCGAGCUUUCAAGAUCAGUCAUCAGAGCUCAGGGGCCCGGAGAAGGAGAGUCAGGCGGAUUCAGUACGCUCCUAUGUGGCGAGCCGAACUGCAACUGGAGAAAAGAACAAAGCGGGGUCGGCAAAACAGGAAUAUUAAAGGACGGGUGUUUUCUCUUAAAUGGAUUACCAACGGAAUAGGAGAUUUAGCCGGAUUACACGAUUCUUGAGUGAAUUCGGAUACUCGAGGUAACAUCUCCACCAGUGUGAAACAGGAAGUGUCGUCUGUAAGCAGCCAUGGGCCAGAGAGCUGUGCUUCUGCUCAGUGAGCUGCUGCUGCUGUUGUUGACAGCCUCACGCACUCUCCUCGCAGUCAGCUUCCCCGAGGAUAUUGUCCCCUUCAAUGUCGUUGAUGCACACUUUACACGAAGAUACCCAGUGUUCAGGGGCAGGCCCUCUGGCAACGAAUCACAGCAUCGCCUUGACUUUCAGCUGAUGACCAAGAUACAGGACACUCUGUUUAUUGCUGGCAGAGAUCAGGUGUACCUUGUCAGCCUCAGAGAAUCCUACAGAAAUGAGAUCAUUCCUUACCGGAAACUAACAUGGCGAUCAGGCCAAGCAGACAGAGACAUGUGUGCAGUCAAGGGAAAACACAGAGACGAGUGUCACAACUUCAUUAAAGUCCUGGUUUCCAGAAAUGAUGACCUUGUAUUCAUCUGUGGUACCAAUGGCUUCAACCCCAUGUGCAGAUACUACAGGCUGGAUAACCUAGAGCUAGAUGGGGAGGAGAUCAAUGGCCUGGCACGGUGCCCAUUUGACUCCAAGCAAACCAACGUUGCCCUUUUCGCUGAGGGGAAGCUGUAUUCUGCAACUGUAGCUGACUUCCAGGCCAGUGACUCUGUCAUAUAUCGUAGUAUGGGUGAUGGAUCUGCCUUGAGGACUAUCAAGUAUGACUCCAAAUGGCUGAAAGAACCUCAUUUCCUGCACGCAGCAGAGUACGGGAAUUACGUGUACUUUUUCUAUCGGGAGAUUGCGGUGGAGCACAGCAAUCUGGGCAAGGUUGUGUAUUCUCGUGUGGCUCGCAUCUGCAAGAAUGAUGUUGGCGGAUCACAGAGGGUUCUGGAGAAGCACUGGACGUCUUUUGUGAAGGCAAGGCUGAAUUGCUCUGUGCCAGGCGAGUCUUUCUUCUACUUUGACGUCCUGCAGUCCAUCACUGACAUCAUCGACAUUAACGGGGUUGCCUCAGUGGUGGGUGUGUUCACCACGCAGAUGAACAGCAUCCCAGGUUCAGCAGUGUGCGCGUUCUCCAUGGCCGACAUAGAGAAGGUCUUCUGGGCACGUUUCAAGGAGCAGAAGACUCCUGACUCCGUAUGGACUCCUUUUCCUGAAGAGAAACUUCCUAAACCAAGACCUGGGAGCUGUGCAGGUCACGGGCCAGCUGCGUCAUUUAAGAGCUCCAUUGAGUUCCCGGACGACACAUUGCAGUUCAUCAAGUCCCACCCACUCAUGGACACAUCUGUGCCCUCCAUUGGCGAUGAACCUUGGUUUACCAAGACGCGUGUCAGGUACAGGCUGACAGCGCUGGCUGUGGACAAUGAAGCAGGACCCCAGAAGAACUACACAGUGGUAUUCAUCGGGGCAGAGUCGGGGGUUGUCCUCAAAGUGCUGGCCAGAACCACUUUUGUGUCCCUAAAUGACAGCAUGUUGCUGGAGGAAAUAGAUGUCUUCAAUAGGGCUAAGUGUCUGUCUAACCGCGAAGAUGACAAGCGUGUCCUUUCACUACACGUGGACAAGGACAUGCACAGCCUGUAUGUUGCCUUCUCAAGUUGUGUCAUUCGUAUUCCCCUGAGUCGCUGUGAAAAACACUCUUCCUGCCACAAGUCCUGCAUUGCAUCAAGAGAUCCUUACUGUGGCUGGAAGCCACAUGGAGCCUGUGAGAGGAUACAGGCUGGUCUUUUGAGUGGAUAUGAGCAGGAUGUUGAAUUUGGAAACACUGCCCACUUGGGAGACUGUCAUGCAUUUUUGGGCACUACUUCAGCGUCAGAUUACAAAUCAUUUGGCGACCCUACCUCUGACAUGGAGUUUUCAUCAGCGCCGGUCACUGCCCAGCCCAGCUGGCCCAUACACCCCCCUGUACUCAUACCCACCCAGAGCCCCAGCUCUGGGCCUGGUCCAGAGCUCUACGGCUCACACUUUGUGCUGAAGGAUGACCCAGCCACCUCCAGUUCUUUAGAGUAUAUUCCAGGGGGCCAAGAGGGUAUGUGGGAUAUUCAAGCAGGUGAGACCAACCAGAUGGUCCACAUGAACAUCCUCAUCACCUGUGUGUUUGCUGCCUUCCUCAUGGGUGCCCUUCUGGCUGGUCUAAUCGUAUUCUGCCACCGAGACUCAUUCCUACGUAAGCCAAGGAAUGUCCACAAGGAUGCAGAGUCAGCACCAUCCUGUUCAGACUCCACUGGAAGCUUUGUUAAGCUCAAUGGUCUCUUUGACAGCCCAGUGAAGGAGUACCAAACCAAUAUCGAUUCUCCCAAGCUCUACACUAAUCUGCUGAGCAACGGCAAGGACCUGAACAGUCCCAACAUUGACACCAAGACCAUGAUCCUGCGGGAUGGCGGUCAGCCACCUGAGUUGGCUGCCCUGCCUACACCUGAGUCCACUCCUGUUCUUCAGCAGAAAGGAUUGCAACCCUUUAAAAACCAGUGGGAGAGGGCUCAUGGGAAGCCCAGUGGGGCCCGUAAAGAGUCCAACUCAGCAGCCAAGAAUCCUCAUUUCCUUCCUUCUUCUCCUGCUCCUCCUAACACCAUCUCUCACCACCCUCACACUGCCCUCGGACACUCCCACAUUCCUAGUGCAGUUGUCCUACCCAAUGCCACACAUGAGCGUUCAAACUUUCAGGAUGGAGAUAAUACUCUGCCACAUUCGUCUGAUAAGAAGCUGAAGAACCCAGAUUCUAAAGGAAGUAGAAAGGACCAGAAGAGGUCAGUGGAUGCCAGAAAUACCCUAAAUGAUCUUUUAAAACACCUUAAUGACUCUGUGGCCAGUCCCAAUGCUAUCCUUGAAGAGGGACCAGUGUCCCAACCAAGGCCACAACUUACCCUGGAGCCCAUGGAGGAACUGACUGAACUACCUCCAAAGGUACCCAGCCGUGAGGCUUCACUGUAUUCUCCUUCUUCCUCUCUGCCAAGGCACAGCCCCACCAAGAGGGUUGAUGUGCCAUUGCCCAGCACUCCCACCACACCAACUGGGAGUCUGAGUAUGGGCGGCACCCUGGAGAGGCAAAGAGGUGGAUACCAACUCCACCGGAGUGCCUCUCACAGGCACUCCUUAUCAAACUCACUAAAUGGGGUAACCAUGGGGGUGUCGGUGUCUCGCCAACACAGUAUGAACAGAGGGGGUUACAUUCCCCCAACACCCCCCUCCAGACAUGACUCUCAUUGCAGCAUGAUGGGGGCAGGAAUACACUCAGCCCACCCUUCCAGCUACAGUGGGCAUGGCUCACUCCCUCGCACAGGGCUUAAACGGACCCCAUCGCUAAAGCCAGAUGUGCCCCCUAAACCCAAUGGGUUUUCACCACAGACUCCACAAAUGCGAGUGGUCAAUAAGUACAGUUAUUGAAAUAUCAUGGACACUUCUGAGUGACCUCCUAGCCUUGACUGUAGAGAAUUGAGCCCUGAGAGCUUGGGCUAGAGAUGUCGUAGGAGGACCUGGUGUGUGUUUGUUUAUUGACUUGAGGUGUAUUCCCUCUUUAAAUAAUAUGCACUACUCACAUUCAAAAGGGAAAAUCACUUGGCCAAAGAAAUUCCAUCUCCCUUCCUUGUCACAAUAUCGACAAGAGUGGACAGUGGUGAAUCUGCUGCUCGCCAUAGUAUCUGUACUUUUGUAGCUUUGGCGUUGGCUGUUCCCACACUAGGUACAAAGCUGAGGACACCAGUAGAAGCUACAGCUUCUUUAUCUAUGUGUGAAAUCAGGUCCAAUACAUUGGAAUACUUGAAGAAUGGUCUAAUUUGUCACUGCCCUUGAGCACUGUCUUCCCACUAAUGUGAACUGAACAGAGAGGAGGGGUAAGUUAAUCAAUAAUCACAGUGUGUGUAUGUGCUGCUUAAGAUACAUGUGGCCGCACACAGCUGAAUCAGGCAGCAAACAUACAGAGAAAGUGUGAAUGAAUGUGUUUUUGUGUCCAUGUCUAUUGACUAAAAAAGCAGCUUUGUGUAUAGACAGCACACGUUAGACACUCUUGUUAAUUGAGUCUAGAUCCACAUGUUAGAGGAUGCACCUUAAUAACUGUCUAAAACCCAAGUCAAAGCCUUUGUGUUUGAACAGUAUGAUCUAUUCUUUGUUCUAAUUUGAACACAUCUCUAUUAAACAUGUAGUGUUUCUGUUCAUUUGGUUGGGCUGAAGUGAAGGUAGUCAUACUAGGCGAAAACCUAGAGAUGUUACAUCCAUGCACAGUUCUAUGGGUGAGCUUAAUAUUCCUUGAAUAGGAUUAUUGGGGAAGGAAGAUUAUAGUGUUCUUCCAUUAGGGGACACGUCACUUAACAGAACACAUGCAUCCUGAAAUGUUGCCUUGAAAUGCAUAAGGUGAACCAAAGUUGCUGCUUUAUAGUGAUCUUUAAAUAUGUAAAGCAAUAUAAUUACAAAGUAUGGACUUUGUAACUCACUGGGAAAUGUUACUUACAUUGGCUGCUAUUGGUAUGAUAGACACAGGCGUUGACUUGGCAUUUUCUUCUAUUCUCUCUUCUCAACCGGGUUAACCAGAUACUGGAGUGCACAUCCAUGUGUAUGUUUGAUUAUUAUGUAACUUGUAGACACAGGCCUUAAUGUCAGCAACCAAACACUGAUAAAAAACAUUUGUGGGAAGAAAUGCUUCUCUCCAUGACUAAAACCUCCCUUAACCUCCACUGCCUCCAUUUAAAUGAUGGGUUUACCAUACGUCAUUAUGUUGCAAUGGUAUUAAGAAAAACAUUUUAUCUCAUUUAUAAAUGCAUUUAAACUAAUUGACUUACCUUUUAUAUUGCUUAACAUAUUUAAAGAUCACUAUAAAGCAGCAACUUUGGUUCGCCUUAUGCAUUUCAAGGCAACAUUUCAGGAUGCAUGUGUUCUGUUAAGUGACGUGUCCCCUAAUGGAAGAACACUAUAAUCUUCCUUCCCCAAUAAUCCUAUUCAAGGAAUAUUAAGAUCACCCAUAGAACUGUGCAUGGAUGUAACAUCUCUGUCUGCAAUCUGUGCUUCCUGUGCAGCUUUUCUGUGAUUGACCAGUGUACAAUCAACACAAAAUUUACAAUGUGUCCAAAUGAGUCAUGCUGGGAAUGACAAGAUCCUGUACAUAAUAAAUUCUAUAAAUAGGGAUUAUAAAUGUUUUUAGACAAGUAAACCUGAAUCUGUGCAUCGUGUGCCUUAUUCACAAAAUGAACUGCUAUAGCAUAGAAUAUUGGCAAUGUCAACUGGUCCUGUGUUUUUUUUAUCAUACACUUUAUAUAAAAACUUUUUUUUUACAAAUGAUUUUAAGUUCAGCAGGAUGUGUUGGAAAAUCACAACCUCUUCCAAACCAAAGUGAUGUGGAAAAGAAAUCGACUAACAGACAUUCCACUUGUGAAUGGUAGUCACACUAAAGGGCAGUGAAAGAACAUUGAUUUGGUAUGGAAAUUCAUAUUUCCUCUUUAUCGUCAGUGUUGAAAAGAUUAAUGUGUUACAUAGAGGUGCCAUGCAGUGAUUGUAUUUUCUAGACAGUGGGAUGUAGGAUGGUUAGACCUUGCACUGUGGAGCAGUUGGCUUAACGCAGCACAUCCUUCCCACAAACCUAUGUAUAAGCACAGUGUUCACGCGAUGGCCAUUAGUUGGCACAGGCAGCGUUUACCCAGAAUCUAAUGCCCCAGGAUUACAGUAAUCAUAACUGUUUCUAUUGGCCAGUAGGGAGGAAUGAGGUGUAGAUAUAUCUAUAGAAUAUAUUAGAUAGUGGCAGUGGGUAUAUUAUUUCAAUGUCAUCUGCAAUCUUAUUCGAGUUUCAGUUGACUGUUUUAGCCCAAAGUCACCUUUUGUUUACAAGUGAUGAUUGUAUGUAAAGAUACUCUGCCUGUCAUCUCACUAGAGUCUGGGCUUAAUUUUCUACUUCACCCAUAGACACCGACAACGCAAGCACACACAUCGCAUAGGCUCCUCAACUGCCUUGUACAUUGCAGAGUGUUUCUGUUGCAAUCUAAAUUUAAGCCUUUAUAUUUUAGUCUAAGUUUAGUAUAUGUGCAAAUGAGCAUUUUCUUUAAUAAUUUUUCAUCUUGAGUUGUAUAGUGUGCAACAUGGCGAUGCAAAGACAGCUGUAUAUAUGAUCUCCAGAGUAUUUGAGUGUGUAGAUAUGGUGUAAAGUUGUACUGUGAAAGUGUAAAUACUGAUGGUCUUUGCUUCCUGAUUUUUGGGUUGAUUUUUUUAACAUGGCAUGUAUAGUUGAAAUAAAACAGUACAGCACAGAAA